AUGGACGACAUCAAACAGGACCUUCCCACCUCCAUGAUCAUGGCCGCCUUCAUUGGCAUCGCCUGGUACAUUGGCAUCGAAAUCAACGCCUCCCUCUUCCUCCUCUUCAAGCGCCGUCGCGGCCUCUAUUUUUGGUCCUGCGCCCUCACCUCAUGGGGCGUGAUCCUCCAACCCGUCUUCAUCAUCCUCGCCGACUUUUCCGUAUGGAGGGAUGCCGUUCCCUCCAUCACUAUGAUCUACCUCACCUGGUUCAUCAUGGUCAUUCCCCAGAGCUGGGUCCUCUAUUCCCGUCUCCACCUACUCAUGCACACCGACGCCAUCCUCCGCAUCAUCAAGUACGUCUUGAUCUUUAACUCGAUCGUUUUUUCCAUACCCACCAUGGUCAUUGGAACUGUCGCUCAAGCUACUACCAUCAACCCCCACCUCACGUCCUUCAACCUGGUCUGGGAUCGCGUCCAGCUCGUCGUCUUUUUCGUCCAAGAAACCGCCCUCAGCAUUCUCUACAUCUUCCAAACCCGCAAGUACCUCAAGGGCCGCGCCCCCCUCCGCCAGCGCGCCUGGUCCACGCCCUCUACCGUCCAUGCUGGGGGCACUUCCUACCGCCAGACCUCCCAGGAAAGCGCCAUCCUGUGGCAGCUUAUCUGGGCCAACACCCUCAUCAUCGCCCUCGACAUCACCCUACUCGGCAUCCAGUGCGCCGACCUCUUCCACCUCCAGGGCGCCUUCAAGCCCUGCGUUUACGGCGUCAAGCUCAAGCUCGAGUUCGUCAUCCUCAACCGUCUCAUCAACACUGUCCGCCAGCCCACGAGCGACGUCUUUUACUCGGGCAGCGGCGGCCCUGGGGGUGCUUUGGGCCCGGGCAGCGGCGAUCGAAACCCCGCCGGCGCACUCGGUAGUAACGGCAGCCACGGAAGCUCCCACCUGCGCGGGAGCAGCCUCUGGCAGAAGACGGAACCUGGCGAGGACACAUCCGGCGUUCAGCUGGUCCAGAGCCCUAGCCGGACUGCCGGGCGCGACAACAGCGUAGGCAGCGAGGAUCCCAUCUAUCACCGAGCCGAGGCCGUCUGA
Messenger RNA from Cordyceps fumosorosea ARSEF 2679, 1068 nucleotides. RefSeq names its product integral membrane protein. The record is from RefSeq and is a predicted model, not a curated record. The transcript is spliced from 2 exons. NCBI's taxonomy places the organism in Eukaryota, Fungi, Ascomycota, Sordariomycetes, Hypocreales, Cordycipitaceae. The coding region runs from base 1 to 1068 and encodes 355 amino acids.